AAGAUCAAAGAUCAGUAGACUCGGUGCAUUCGAAAAGUGCGGUUAUACAGUAGGUAUUUUAGUAAAAAACUGAAAAAGUAACGAUGGGUGGAUCGCCUUACUGUCUAGAAGGAAUAAGUGCAAUUUUGUGCUGUAUCGCCAUUGCCGCAGCCUCAUCGUGUGUUACACCGUCUGGAGGAACCGGUAAAUGCGUACCACUAGAGCACUGCUCCAAUCUUUUUGCCAUAAAACAACUGUCGCACAAUGUUACCGAAAAUUUCGAAAAAAUACUAACACAAGCGGAAUGCUCUCUGAAGGACUCACGAGGAAAGGGACUAUGCUGUCAGCUUGAACGAAAUUUUCGCCUGCCGGACAACUGUGGGGUUUCCUCAAACGACCGAAUUGCACAUGGUAAUAAGACAGAGGUCUUCGAAUAUCCUUGGAUGGCUCUAUUGAUGUUCCGCGAUACGUUUAGCAACGAACUGGUUGGUAAUUGCGGGGGAACUUUAAUCAACGAACGAUACGUGUUAACGGCUGCACAUUGCUUUAAGCAAGAUAAACGAUUUGAGCUGGAAUACGUACGAUUGGGAGAGCACACCAUCAGUGAGGAACCUGAUUGUACUAGAAUAGUCGAAUCUGGAGAAGUCGUUGAAACAUUCUGCGCACCCCCAGUGGAGAAUGUUCCUUUCGAGUCAUACAUUAUUCAUCCUGAGUACCGCACUGCGUUCAGCGGCAAUGAUAUCGCAUUGAUCCGUCUAGCAAAAGCUGUCACGUUCAAAAGCCACAUUCAACCAAUCUGUUUACCAUUGACUGCCAAUCUGAAAGACACUCUUCUACCGAGAUACAUUGUCAGUGGUUGGGGUCUGACGGAGCAAAUCGUGCACUCGGAUGUGCUGCUUAAAGCGGCACUGCCAAGGGUCGAUGGAAGAACCUGCCAGCAAAGGAUUAAUGAGGUCGACCAACAGAAGCUCAACAUUACCAUUAGUCCAAAACAACUUUGUGCAGGAGGUGUUAAUUUAGUGGAUAGCUGCCAGGGUGACUCCGGUGGUCCGCUGAUGUGGCCGGUAGAUUAUCUAGGCCGAACGCGAUUCGUCCAAUUUGGAGUCGUUUCGUAUGGAAUCGAUAGCUGCGGUGCAGUUAAUUUCCCAGCUGUUUAUGCUCGAGUUGGUAGCUAUAUGGUUUGGAUUAUCCUUAAUAUGAAGGCUUGACAAACGGUGAUCAUCAGUAUUCAUGAGAAGUGGUCAUCAUAAUAAUAAAACUUGUAGUUAACAAAGUGAAA
Molecule: messenger RNA, 1258 nt
Organism: Wyeomyia smithii (pitcher-plant mosquito)
Lineage: Eukaryota; Metazoa; Arthropoda; Insecta; Diptera; Culicidae
Product: serine protease grass-like
Exons: 4
Coding region: 84-1187 (367 amino acids)
Biological process (GO): proteolysis
Molecular function (GO): serine-type endopeptidase activity
Source: RefSeq, a predicted model, not a curated record